GGCGGCCGGAAGUGGUGACCUGCCUUCCGUGAUGAGGGGUAGCGGGCGCAGCGCAGCUUUCCUUGCUUGGGCUGGCCGCUCCCACUCGCGCCCGCUCCGGGCCCCGCCGCCUCCCCUGCCUCGCAGAGGUUUUGCUGCCACACUCAUUAGGAAGUCAUAUGAUGUCAGAAGAGUUGAUAUCACUCCCUUGGAGCAGAGGAAGGUAACUUUUGAUACCCACGCAUUAGUGCAGGAUCUGGAAGCCCAUGGCUUUCAGAAGGAACAGGCCGAGACCAUUGUAUCGGCACUGAUGAUCCUGUCGAAUGUCAGCCUAGACACCGUCUAUAAGGAUAUGGUUACACAGGCGCAGCAGGAAAUAACUUUGCAGCAGAUCAUGGCACAUUUGGAUUCCAUCCGAAAGGAUAUGGUCAUCCUGGAGAAAAGUGAAUUUGCAAACUUGAGAGCAGAGAAUGAGAAAAUGAAAAUUGAAUUAGAUCAAGUGAAACAGCAGCUAAUGAAUGAAACUGGUAAAAUUCGAGCUGACAGCAAGUUGGACAUAAACCUGGAAAGGAGCAGAGUGACAGAGAUGUUCACAGAUCAGGAGAGGAAACUGAUGGAAGCAACUACAGAGUUUCAUAAAAAGGAUACAAGAACCAACAGCGCUAUCUCAGAAAUCAGUAAUAAAAUAGACACUGAAAUAGCUUCCUUAAAAACACUGAUGGAAUCGAAUAAACUGGAUACCAUACGCUAUUUGGCAGCUUCAGUAUUCACUUGCUUAGCAAUAGCACUGGGAUUUUACAGGUUCUGGAAAUAGGUCUAAAUGGAAUGACUGCGUCAAACACUGACAGAGGAAAUUCCACCCAGGCAGUGUCAGUUAGAUGGUCAUGUUUGCACUGUAGAUAACCUUGGUACCUUUUUGGUUUGAUAUUCUUACUGUGUGCUAGAAAUGUCUUCUGAAUGUGCAGCACUAAAGAUCAAAAUAACUAGGCAGGGAAGUGGGCAGAUUGUAGUAUUUCAUUGCCCUCUACUGAAUGCUGUACUUAUUUCAAAGGCCUUCUUAUGCUAAAUCAAAAAAUGUUUCCUAAUGUGUAUUAGAAUUAGUUUUGUUUUCGGGACAUUCUCAGUGGAACAUUCUCACUCUUAACUCCUCUUGAAAUGGAAAUAGUAAACAUUUGAUAUGCCCUGGAAAUGGGAAUACUAUUCCCCAUGUGGGACUACUAAUGCCAGAUUCCAGCAGAUCUACUCUUAAUCUUAAAUAGAGGAUUUUGAUUUUUGCCUUCAGUCUGUUCCUUUUUUUUCUGAUGGAUUUAAGCCUGGUCCUUUAGUUUUUUAUUUAUAUGUAAACACAUUCUCCUAAAGAGUCCCUCUUUUUCUUGAAAACUGUUUUACAUAAAUUUGUAGUCUCAUGUUGAACUAAAAUAGAUUGGUGUUUUUUAGUAUCUCUUGCAAUAACACCAGAGUUCAACAGAAGGGGAGAACUUUGUCUUUCCAAGGGGAAAUGCCUCCACUCUUAGUGUUUACUGGGCCAGAUAAGUGCUCUUAACUCCUCCUUUCAGGCUGGGCAGAGUGUUUCCAGUAAACGCUCACAUAUUUUCUGCGCAUAGGAUCUUGUAACACGGAAAUAAUCAGUAUCUUGGUGGUGCUAUUGUGGUGGUGGUCGUUCUGCUCUGCUCUCCGUGCUCCUGUGGACUGUGCUGUAAUCCUGUGGGACACAAUGACUCCAGACUAUUCUGUGAUCCUGAGGGACACACUGGCUCUCCUGACUUCUGAUGAUGACCCCUCUGCAAGAACUUCACAGCUCUUGCUGCGAGAUGGAGCAGAGCAGUGGGAUGCCUUCCAAGACUGAAGGAGUCACAUCUUGUUGAGUACAAAUGCUUAUGCUUGGGUUGAUUCUUUUAAUAAAAUAAUAAUUACAAAAAAAAAA
This is a messenger RNA of Cuculus canorus (common cuckoo), 1903 nucleotides long. RefSeq names its product coiled-coil domain containing 90B (gene CCDC90B). Gene Ontology annotation, cellular component: mitochondrion. Bases 32 to 793 code for a protein of 253 amino acids. The transcript is spliced from 9 exons. The record is from RefSeq and is a predicted model, not a curated record. Lineage: Eukaryota; Metazoa; Chordata; Aves; Cuculiformes; Cuculidae.